CCCCGCCGCCUGCGCAGCCUCCGCCUGUUCUGCUGCUGCUGCCUCACUCGCCCUCUCUCGUCCCACCACCACGACCGUCCCUAAUCCACCACAGCAUACUGUUCCCGCCGACGCAACUCCUAUCUCUCUAGCCGUGAGAGCAGCCACACACGCCCCGCCAUGGAGGAAGGCUUCCACUGCAACGUGCUGCGCUGCCGGCGCCGCCUCGACCUUGAGGGCAAGGCCGUCGUCACGACGUGCUGCCAUAUCUUCUGCGUGCAGUGCGCCACCGACCUCUUCACGGCGGCGCGCGUCUGCCCCGCGUGCGGCGCGAGCCUCGCCGAGCCCGACGACGUCGUCGUCUCGAGCCUCGCACCGAGUGCCGACUACCGCUCGAGCGUGCUCGCUGGCCUGGCGCCGCCGAUCAUCAUGGAGAUCUGCACUCGCGCGAUGAGGUACCAACCGGCACACGUUGCUCGCUGGGCACGGCGGCUGACCCCCGCACGCAGCUUCUACCAGUACCAAACGACACAGGAGGCCGCGUUCCAGGCAUUGCUCCUGCGCAAUGUCCAAGAGCGCAACGCGGUGCUGGAGAAGCGCGUCCACAACAUCAUUCUGGAAGCAAACACGGAGGUGGCGCAUCUCAACGACCGUCUAGCGCGCGCAGAGGCCGAUGCCAAGGUGGAGCGGCGCAAGCGACAGGAGCUCGGCGACUCUCUCCGCACGGCGAACAAGGAGUACGCUCGACUCAAGACGCAGCACGAGGCACAGCUUCGGCAGGACGUCCGUACCCGGCCUGGACUCGGAGGCAAGCCGUACUCCGCGGCUGCAGAGCUCGCCGCCGCGGCGGCACCGCAGGUCAGCGCGCUCUCCGCGUCUCAGGCGCCGUUCUACUCGACGCGUGUGCGUCUUGGCUUCAGAUGCACCUAGCCAUUGCUGGGCUUCGCUCUUUCGCUGACGCAUCGACGGCAGCCCCAGGAUCCCGCCAAGGCCACGCCUCAGAACGUCGCACCGUUCUGGCACGCGCAGGCCGCGGCGGCCGGCAUGAGCAACGCCGGCGCGGCGCUGCGCAAGACGCGUUCGCCGCAGCUGAGCGUGUCAUCGACCGGCUCUG
Tilletiopsis washingtonensis is the source of this 1093-nucleotide messenger RNA. RefSeq lists its product as hypothetical. Gene Ontology annotation, biological process: reciprocal meiotic recombination. Bases 160 to 909 code for a protein of 249 amino acids. The record is from RefSeq and is a predicted model, not a curated record. Gene Ontology annotation, molecular function: ubiquitin protein ligase activity. The transcript has 11 exons. Gene Ontology annotation, cellular component: synaptonemal complex. Lineage: Eukaryota; Fungi; Basidiomycota; Exobasidiomycetes; Entylomatales.